AUGAGUUUCCCAGAGCAAAUUAGAAAUCAACUUGAAAGUUUAGCCGGAACAUCAGACAUUUCUAAAUACAUGAAAGUAAAGAAGUGUGUUGUGAAUGGCAAAACUAUUUACAGCAAAAGUUGCAUGAAAGUAAAAUCAAGGAACUCCUACACUGUUCUUGUUAGUGAUACUAGUAACUCUGCAAGAUACAUUGAAAUACAGUAUUUCAUCAUUGAAACAUCAACAGGGAAGGUAUAUGCCAUUGGGAAGGAGUUAGCUAUCACCAGUCAUGUCCUUCAAGCAAAUGCACCCCAUCUAAAAGUCGUAGAAGUAACCAGAGAGGAAAAGGUUGAGAAGGCUACCAAUAUACAGUCAAUCCUGGUCAGCUUUACUGUGAAUGAUCAUCACAUCAUAUCUGACAUUCCAAAUAGUGUUGAAGGUGACUGA
Messenger RNA from Mya arenaria, 426 nucleotides. RefSeq lists its product as uncharacterized. Bases 1 to 426 code for a protein of 141 amino acids. The record is from RefSeq and is a predicted model, not a curated record. The transcript is spliced from 2 exons. Lineage: Eukaryota; Metazoa; Mollusca; Bivalvia; Myida; Myidae.